Messenger RNA from Suillus subaureus, 1960 nucleotides. RefSeq lists its product as uncharacterized. NCBI's taxonomy places the organism in Eukaryota, Fungi, Basidiomycota, Agaricomycetes, Boletales, Suillaceae. Gene Ontology annotation, cellular component: membrane; TRC complex. Gene Ontology annotation, molecular function: protein binding; molecular adaptor activity. The transcript is spliced from 12 exons. The coding region runs from base 257 to 1870 and encodes 537 amino acids. Gene Ontology annotation, biological process: post-translational protein targeting to endoplasmic reticulum membrane. The record is from RefSeq and is a predicted model, not a curated record.
GACUUGUCUAUCAUCGUGGUCCAUAGUACUAUGUAAUAUGCCAGACCUAGAUCCGAGUCGGCCUUCCCGACACGUAACAAAAUGGUCUGGCCUCGUGUUCCCCGCCUCAAAGUCUGCACAAAUCUCAGGCUGUCAAUAGGAUCAGCUCCCACUACCACCUUCGGUUCUUCUAGCGUUUUCAUCAUUUGAUCUACAUCAACAGCGACGCCACACAUCAACUGCUCAAGGGUUGAAGCUUCUUUCCUGGUUUUCAAGCAUGUCCGAACCAACAGCAGCACAGCUCAAAGACGAGGGUAACGAGCUAUUCAAGAAGCAAGACUAUGUCGGGGCAAUCAUAAAGUACACCGAGGCUAUCGCUUUAGAUGAUAAUGCUAUUCUGUAUGCGAACCGCGCUGCUUGCAAUUAUGCCCUGAACAAAUUUCUAGAUGCUGUGGAUGAUGCGCACAGGAUAUUUCUACUACACGCUACGGAGAUUGAUCCGGGUUAUGCAAAAGGGUGGUCGCGACUGGCAGCAUCGAGAGACGCGCUUGCGGACUGGGGGAAAAGCGCCCAUGCUUGGCAGAAGGCACUGGAUGCACUACCAAAAACCAAGCUCAGCCCUGCAGAGCGACAACAAAAAGACCAAUAUACUGCCUGUCUGAGAGCAGCGAAUGCGCGUUUAGAUCAGCCUAUCGUCCCUCUCUCGGUGAAUGAAAAGUUGGGCAAGUUCCCUUGGCAGAUUGCGACGGAUAUGCUUCCUGAGCUCCGGGAAGCGGGUCAGGCAAAAGUGUCUAGCAGUGCUUGGGUCAUCGCACUUGCGUAUGACGAAUUCAACAAUGGAGUGGAAAUGAUGAAGGGUAUGAAAAAAACACCUCAGCCUGGAACGCCAGAUGCCUUUGUGUACCACGGAAACCUAGAGGGGUUGACGCUCUUGAGCAAUGGUUUCAUGCGUGACGAUCGCGUCUUUCAUAUCAAUCAACCUAACUGGAUUGACAUGUAUAAUCAACAAGUCUUUUUCGAAGUUACGGCUCGCAAGGCUUGGAAUUCUGAAGGACUCGAGACCGUCAAGGAACUGGCGCGGAAACGCUUGAAGGAGAAUGGCUGGGAUGAUGUACGCCCCGCAUUGGCUGUGACUAUUCGUGGAUGGAUAAUGAGAGCUGCAUUAGAAGGCGGUUUAAGACAACAGCCUCAAGCUGGUGUCGAGUAUUACAGACGAGCUCUCGACUUGGUCGAAUGGGGAAGAACUAUUUGGAAGGAUGUUCCCAAAUCCAGCAGGGGAGUGGUCUUCGAGCAUUCGUUCUUGAUAGGCGUCCGUAGCUUGUACCUCAAGAUGUUCAUGAACGCUUACAGCUCCGACCCUGGCUUGAACUCAAAGUUCCCCCUUGAACAGCUAAAGGAAGAAGCUGAGGACCUCCUCAAAGAGACCGACAUAGCCUUACGGACACGCGAUAAUGAGCCUGUGGACCCCGGCUUCGUAUCAUCUUUUAUCGCUUACCCUUGUGGACUUGCUCAUGCAAUGCUCGGAUUCUAUCACGUGCAAUCGGCCCGAUACGCCAGUGAUCCCAUGGAAAGGAUGUUUAGCUUUGUGAAAGCGGCAGAUGAGUACACGAGGGCAUCCAGCAGAUACGCCGAAGAUGAUGAGUUACGCGCAUGGUACCUAAAUUGUACCAUGGAUUGCGUGCGAAAUGCCGGUGCCCCCGUUGACAAUUUCCUCAUGGUGGCUUUCGGUUUGCGGGAUACUGUACCCAAGAUGAAGAAAAUAUGGGCAAUUUCUGAGCUGGCCUUGGGUGGGAGAGAUGAGAAAAUACAAGAGAAUUUGAAUAGGGCGGAUGAACUCAUGAAGCGUCUCACCGACAAGACGUUAACACUUGAAGAUCCCGUGCCUUUGUAAUCACGACUUUCAUACAUGCAUGUACUUGUAAUGUUCUUGUUUACACGUAGCCAUACUUGAAGCAACUGCUAAUUUUGAAAGAAUUCUCGC